AUGGCUGUGUGUCUGGUAACUCCCUUUGCCUCUAACUUGCAGGAGUCAGAGUCUGAGAACAAGCUGGAUGGAGAGACAGCAUCAGACAGCGAAAGCAAAUCUGAAUUUGGAGGCUCUCCCCCAGUGCCAACGUCAGAUGACACUCCAGAGGUCCUGAACAGAGCCCUCUCCAACCUCUCCUCAAGAUGGAAGAAUUGGUGGGUAAGAGGCAUCCUCACACUGGCAAUGAUCACUUUCUUCUUCAUCAUCAUCUACUUGGGACCCAUGGUCUUAAUGAUGAUAGUGAUGUGUGUCCAGAUCAAAUGUUUCCACGAGAUCAUCACCAUUGGCUACAACGUGUACCACUCGUAUGACCUGCCCUGGUUCAGGACACUCAGCUGGUACUUCCUGCUGUGUGUAAACUACUUUUUCUAUGGUGAGACUGUGACAGAUUAUUUCUUCACCCUGGUCCAGAGAGAGGAGCCCCUGAGGAUUCUCAGCAAAUACCAUCGCUUCAUUUCUUUCGCCCUCUACUUGACAGGUUUCUGCAUGUUUGUCUUGAGUCUGGUGAAGAAACACUAUCGCCUCCAGUUCUACAUGUUUGGAUGGACCCAUGUGACGUUGCUAAUUGUUGUUACCCAGUCACACCUCAUCAUUCACAACCUGUUUGAAGGAAUGAUAUGGUUCAUUGUCCCAAUUUCCUGUGUGAUCUGCAAUGACAUCAUGGCCUACAUGUUCGGGUUCUUCUUCGGCCGCACCCCACUCAUCAAGCUCUCCCCAAAGAAGACCUGGGAAGGCUUUAUUGGAGGAUUUUUUUCCACUGUUUUGUUUGGACUGCUGCUGUCCUACGUGAUGUCCGGGUACCGGUGCUUCACCUGCCCUGUGGAGUUCAACAAUGACACCAACAGCUUCACAGUGGACUGUGAACCCUCUGAGCUGUUCCAGCUGCAGGAGUACAACAUCCCCCUGGUGCUGCAGUCCGUGGUGGGCUGGAAGACAGUCAGGAUGUACCCCUUCCAGAUCCACAGCAUUGCCCUGUCCACUUUUGCCUCCCUCAUCGGGCCCUUUGGAGGCUUCUUUGCUAGUGGAUUUAAGAGAGCCUUCAAAAUCAAGGACUUUGCCAACACAAUCCCAGGGCACGGGGGGAUCAUGGAUCGCUUUGACUGCCAGUACCUGAUGGCCACCUUUGUGAACGUGUACAUCGCCAGCUUCAUCAGAGGUCCUAACCCAAGCAAACUGAUCCAGCAGUUCUUAACCUUACGGCCAGACCAGCAGCUCCACAUCUUCAACACCCUCAAAGCCCACCUGGUGGACAAGGGGAUGUUGGGCAGCUUGGAGGACGUGUAAACAGCUGGGCACGGGGAUCAGGACAAAUGGACAAGGCUCUCUGAGGAAAUUUCCUGGCUUGCCUGAUUUCAGACAAUAACAAGGCCUCAUUUCACUGUCACUCUUCUUCCUUUCUUGGUAAAUGUUUGCAUCUGUGGGUUUUUUAAAAUAAUAUAUUUAUAUAGCUUUGGUUCA
This is a messenger RNA of Chaetura pelagica (chimney swift), 1500 nucleotides long. It is a transcript of the gene CDS2, whose product is annotated as CDP-diacylglycerol synthase (phosphatidate cytidylyltransferase) 2. Gene Ontology annotation, molecular function: phosphatidate cytidylyltransferase activity. The record is from RefSeq and is a predicted model, not a curated record. Gene Ontology annotation, cellular component: endoplasmic reticulum membrane. NCBI's taxonomy places the organism in Eukaryota, Metazoa, Chordata, Aves, Apodiformes, Apodidae. The coding region runs from base 1 to 1326 and encodes 441 amino acids. The transcript has 13 exons.